UCCCCUGGUAGUUAUGCAACUGGCUCGACCCGCUCGUCUCUGAUCACGUGAUCGAAAGGAGCGUUUGCAAUGGAGUUCAAGACCCGAACAAGGUUCAAAGUUAAAAACUCGUCUUUUGGCUUUUAAAACAUUCUUUAUCGCCGCUGUUCAAGGAAAACCCUUCAGUGGUUUAAGUCUCAUCAAUUCUCCCCUCUUACGAAGUAAACAUUGCGAGCUGGCGAGGAUUUUUGAAGGACCGAAAAAAAUGAUGAGCACCGACGAGACCACAAAAGAGGAGGAUCCGAGGGAGGAAGAGGUUGAGGGGGGCGACAGUGAUUCGGCCGAGGAGGCCGCGGCCGGUCCGGCGAAGGACGAGCCUGCUGAAGAGGAACCGUCCGGACAGGAUGACUCCGAGUGGAGCCAACAACAGAGAGAGGAUGUUCAGAAGGAAGUCUUGAAAAUAAAGGAUGAAGCAAACUGCCAGUUCAAAGAGGGUCUGUGGCAAAAUGCGGCCGACGGCUACGGCCGAGGUCUUCAGCUGUGCCCUCGCUCGAUGGCCAAGGACCUGGCCAUCCUGCACGCCAACCGAGCAGCCGCCCUGAUCAAGCUGGCCCUGGUCGACGAGGCCAUCAAGGACUGUGACAAGGCUCUAGACCUUGACCCUCAAUACCUGAGGGCGCUGGCAAGACGGGCUGGUGCCUACGAAAUCAAGGAGAAACUUGACGAAGCUUUUGAAGACUGGAAGAAAGUGCUGGAAAUCGAUCCAGACCACCGAGAGGCCAGAGCGGCGGUUGUGAGACUGCCAGGAGAAAUUAACGAGAGGAAUGAAAAAAUGAAAGCUGAGAUGAUGGACAAAUUAAAGAGUUUGGGCAACAUGAUUCUUCGUCCGUUCAAUCUUUCCACGGACAACUUCAAGAUGACCCCGAACGAAGCUGGCGGAUACUCGGUGCAGUUCCAGCAGUGACUUUUCUUUCCACACUAUCAACUUAACAAUGCUUACAUUUAAACAAACAAUUUUUGUCCACCAAAGUUAUUUCUUAAGGUGGAUUGUGAUUUUUCUUCUUUAUGCCGUCGCCCACGGCAGACCCAUUGGGGUGGGGUUUUGCAAGUAGGACAUGACCACAGACGAGAUGGACAACAUGAAACUUGACAGGAUCUGCUUCGUGUCGUCGUUAACCUUCGAGUUGGCGAAGCUAAUGCACGAGCAGUACAGGGCCACCCAGGCGCACCACUUGAGCUGAUAAAUAUUAAAAAAAAAAAAAAAACGGGAAAUUAGUUUUAAUUUGAAUAUUGUUGGCAGUCAAUAAAAUAUAAGUUUGACU
Messenger RNA from Neocloeon triangulifer, 1301 nucleotides. RefSeq names its product tetratricopeptide repeat protein 1 (gene Ttc1). The transcript has 5 exons. The coding region runs from base 245 to 943 and encodes 232 amino acids. NCBI's taxonomy places the organism in Eukaryota, Metazoa, Arthropoda, Insecta, Ephemeroptera, Baetidae. Gene Ontology annotation, molecular function: protein binding. The record is from RefSeq and is a predicted model, not a curated record.